Molecule: messenger RNA, 4665 nt
Organism: Cokeromyces recurvatus
Lineage: Eukaryota; Fungi; Mucoromycota; Mucoromycetes; Mucorales; Mucoraceae
Exons: 5
Coding region: 1-4665 (1554 amino acids)
Source: RefSeq, a predicted model, not a curated record
AUGACAGAUAGUAUCGUCGAUCAUCGAUUUGUACAAGUCUAUAACGCCUAUGAAAAUAUAGCAUCGUCUAAUUUGGAUAAUCAAUUUUGGUCAUUUCUCAAGAACUGUUCUACGAUUGCUGCAUCCCAUAUAUGUGAAAAAAUAGUGCUUAACCAAGAUCAUCCAUCACAAUUCAUUCAAGGUAUCCAAAAUCUUAUCUUGACGUGCACUGAUCAUUCAACCAAACUCGAUGUUCUCUUACAUACUUUAACUCGUCUACUACUUGCCAAUUCCUCAUCAACUAAAAAAGAAUUUCAAUUUCACCAUGUUAAUAAACCUAUCCAUCCAUUCAUCGUCAUCUUGCGUGAAAAACCCGAUUUAUAUUUUACAGUUUUAGAAGAAAUCGAAUACUUUUUAGAACAUAGUGAAACAAUAGUUAGCUUGAAGCCAGUAUUUAAAUCCAUAUUUUUAGUGGAUAUAAAUUUAUCAAGUAGUGCUCUUUUGAACCGUUUAAUGACAAUCCGUAACGCUGAGAUUGAUCAAGCCUUGUCCGAGAUUCUUUUUAUGUACCCGCUUUAUAAUGAUCACCAACGUUAUCUUGAGCUUGUGGACUUCUUUAUGACUUUUAAUUCACCUGAUGUCUUGUUGUAUCAUGUCCUGGAUCGUCUUUUGACGACAUUUGAUAUCACCUAUUGUCCUUUAUAUGCAUAUUUAACGCGUCUUCAACAAUUGAUAAAUAGUGUUGAACAAGAUGAAGUCACGUAUGAUCUUGUCUGGGCAGCUCUUUCUUAUCUUCUUGUUAGAGUUGACACUGUAAAGGCACAAUGCAUGAUUAUUGACUUGAUGAAAUCCUUAUUUAACAAGCAGGAUGCAAUUGUACUUCGUAUUGCUUAUUUACCAUUAUACCAAGUUUUGUCAGAGCUAAAUGAUAGACAUAUAAAGACAAAUGAAGAAUUAUGCAAACUAAAGCAAGACCUGUUAGAUAUGAUUACUUACCUCGAUCAUUCUACUAUUACUAAUCUAACUACUGAUGAUAGUCAAUAUAAAUUAGAACAAUUAAGGAAUAUAGCAAAAAAGUACAAAAUAGUUGGGUUAUUAGGUCAUUUCUUUGUUUAUUUAAAUGGCUUAUAUACCCAUCAAGCGCCUAUUAAACCUAAUAACGAUACUGAUCUUAUACUCUCCGUAUUAUUCACUACUCCUUUAAUAGAUGGCUCAUUAAAAUAUUAUUCAGAUCUUACUCAGUUUGUCAAUAGGUUAUCACCUCGAUACAAUUAUAAGUUUCCUUUCUUACUCUUCCUUCUUUACAAGUUACGUUCAUCCAAUGCUGAACUUACAGUGCUUCUCUUCCGAGAUCUUAUUCCUUCUUUAGCAGAUCCUAAAGAUACUACGAUUACAUCUAAAAUUUUACAACUGAUCUUGUCUACACAACAGCAAUCCAAUAUGAUGUCUGUAUUGGGUAUUAAAGCCUUAGCUCAUCUUUUCCAAAUUCAUCCUCGUGUUUGGCAGGAGUUGAAACGUAUCUUGACUGAUUGGGUAUCUCAACGUAAAGCAGCCUCUGUAGACCGUUUCAUGAACCUUACCUCUUCUAAAACUCAAUUAUCGAUCAAAUUAGAAUUAGCUAUUCUAACAACGAUGCGUGAUGUGUGUCGAGACCAACCACGUCUUUGCUGUCCUGAUAUUCUCCCUCUCGUUAUCUCCCUCUUACAGACCUGUAGAGACUUGAGCUCAGCUUCACUCACUCUUCUCAUGACGACGAUCAAUCAUUGUAUCAAGGCUGGCUUUGCAGAGCCUAGAUCCAUCUGGACCAUUGCUGUCAUGUAUUUAGCUCAAUCAACAGGGAAACAAUGGAUGACACGUCAAUUAUGCGACUUUUACUCCAUUGUAGGACGUAAAGAAGAUAUAUCAGAAGCCUUUUUACAAUUUAAAUCGACUGUAUUGAAGGAUUAUCUGUUGCCUCUUUUGUCAGAUGAGGAAGCAGCUGAGUAUGCCAUCAAGUCCCUAGCUGAAUUCCCUGCUCAGGAUAUCAUGAGUGUUCUACCUGAAAAGGCACCCGAAUGUGUUCAAAUUCUGAGCGAAUUUACGAAGGGUGGUGACCUCGUAUUAGCUAAACUCAUGUCAAAUGAACUUGAUCAUAUGCGACGUGGCUUGUUUAAACAACAAGACACUGUGAAGACUCAUACUACAGAAGAUAUUGGAAGACAAUUAUUAGAGGUUUGGGAAACCGGACGAGUCCCCCCUGGUUUAAGAUCAGGCUAUACAAUGGCAGUCUUACAGGCCGUUCAUCAAGAACCCAAAUGGUAUCGUUUUAUGGUGACGGCCUUUACAGAUGUUACCUUGACGGAUCAUUUAUUAUUACGUCUAUCGAGUAUUGAUAUGUGGGAGUCCUUUUUUAGACGAAAUGCGUUAGAGGAGUUCAAGAAGGAUGAAGAACAAGUAGCGAAUUUAGUAAAGGAUUUAAUGGUAAGGUUAGAAAAGAGUACGAUUCCAGGUGUGACAUGUAAUAUUAUGCUCGCGAUAACAGGUCUUAUCAACGUGUUACGUACUUGGUCACCCUCAUUUGCUACAUCUUAUGCAAAUGAUAUGAUACAAACUCUUUUAAAAAAUUAUAUUAAUUUAUCUAGUUCAGCUUUAUCUCAUUCAGCUCAUUUGAUGAGUGAGGAAGUCCAGUUUGCAGCUCGAUUUUCAUUAGCCUAUUUAGCGAAAGAUCAAGAUAUGAUACAACCCAUCUUGUUCGAUAAAACAAAUCAAAAGAUGCCACGCAAUAUUGAUACAGCCCUUGAUUUAAUUCAAUUUGCAAAUGGAUAUACAGCAGGACGUUUUAAGAUCACAGAUGAAUUAAAGACCUUAUCUGAUGAUAGUCGUGCGAUAGGUCUCUUGAUGGGUCUUGCUGCAGCAGAUCCAUUAAAUAAGGAGAGUAUUCAAUUUGCCGCUGAUCAACUUGGAAAGUAUCUUGAAGGCCAAGUCGUUCAAAAGGGAUUUAUAUUUGGUUCUACCUGGGUUUGUGCAGCAGCAGUAAUAGCAGCAACAAUAACAACAACAACAACUAUUCAUGAUCAUCAUCUCAAUGAAGAGUUAUCUCAUUUAGUUGAAUCAGCCAUGACAGCAGCCUCUCAAGACCCCAACUUGGCACAGCAUUUUUAUCAUUUUAUUAUUCCUUAUACGCAAAUUCAAUAUCAUACCUUUGUCUUGAAAAAGGAUGAAAGAAUAUGUGAAGAGGCAAUGAAACCCUUAUUGUCAAGUAUCAACACAGAUGAUGCAGCAAGCCAUUAUCGUAUUGCUAGUUUAUUCGGAUUAGCUUCCUUAGCGGGUAUUCGAUACGUCGUGGGUCAUGAUGUCAAUAGAGAACAAACGACUAUACCUUCCUGUCGUCAAAGGGUAUUAUUGACUCUAUCAGACUUGGUCUUUAAGAAAACGAUGGGUAAUUUAAAAAGUGGACGUGUGGCAGCUGCCAUCUAUGGUAAAGUCCUUGAACAAUCGAUACUUACUACCAUGAAUCAACAACAACAACAACAACAACAUCAUCAUACAAACGAACCUGCUAAUUAUAAUAGAUUAAAUCAAAAUACAAGUUAUUUGAGGGCUGUCUUUGAUCAGCUGGUAAAGUCGACAGAUCAUACUACCUUGUGGAGGGCACUGAUUGCAACACCAGGUCCUUUGCCACCCGUUCAUUGGCUCCCCUUGUUAUCAUCCACUUCUAAUGACGGCUUGAUGUUUGCAUCGGUUCAUGCAGCGACUUCGAUUUCAUUAUCAGAAUACUUGAUAAUGAAAGUUGAAACAGAAUGGGAUGUGAGUGAACAAGUACUGGGCACAGUGUUAGAAUUAGGAGGAUUACCAAGACUUGAAAAACAGCAACAGCAACAGCAGCAGCAGCAACGACGUGGUAUGAAUGCAGUUGUUAAAAGGGUUCAAUUUUCUGAAAGUCGAAUGCUAGAGCUGAUGACGGCUUUAGGAGAAAAGUUUAAUGAAUUUGAUCAAGAGAAACAGUCUAUUCUGUUGGAUACGUUAAGAAAUCAUUUAGUUUGUAAAGAUGAAAGCAAAAAAGCAUUCAUUGAAUCGCUUCAACAAGUCGUUUAUGAAACAAUAACAAAAUCACUUUUUGCAAGCGAAAAUAAACAAGUGAUUUUGUGUAAAGCGAUUCAGUGCACUGUAAAUCAAACGAUGGCAUCUAUAGACGACAAGGAUAUCAGUUUAUUAAAUAGAAUAGUGGGGCUUUGUGAAUGUUAUCGUUUGUUGCAACAACAAUCAAGUACGACAGUGAUGAAACAUAUUGUAUCAGCCAUGAUUGAUUUAAUAUCAUCGUCAUCUAUCCAUGCCGAUUUCACAGGUUGGAAAGUGAUUGCCGAGUUGAUUCAUGAAGAGCCACCAACAGGCAUUUUGAAUUGGAUUCUACGCUGUUUAGAUGCCUUUGUAGUCUAUCUGACUUCAUCCUCUAAAAGAAAAUCAAUCAAGGAAAGUCUUGAGAUAGGAUUGCAUACCAUCUUGUCCAAUACCAUUCUAGUAGAUCAAGAUAUUCGAUUUGCAGAUACAAUUUAUCUACUUCACUAUUAUGUCUAUCAUACCAGUAACACUAAGGCAGAACAAGAACAAAUUAUCAAGCGUAUUUUCAAGUUAUUAGAAACGGCUACAGAUGAUGAUACUGGUUUAAUUUAUUUCAUAAACAAAAUUCUUUUAACAUUACCCCAAUAA